ACUAAAGAGCUGGAGCAGAUCUCAUCGACGCAUCAUCAGUCAUGAGAAUGAUGUAUACGUGCUUUGUCUGUAACUAUCCAGUGUUGCUCCCCAGAGCAGAAUUGGUAACAGCUCCUGUUGGGAGGUCACCAUUCAAUGCUGAAACCCUCAACCUGGAGAAGGAUCAAGGUGGGAACAAUGCAGGGCACACCGUUGUGGUGGAUUCUGUCGAGUACAACUUCCACCUCUUGCCCAGUGGAGUAAUCAACAAAGAAUGCCACAUCCUUCAUUGGCAAUGGGGUGGUUAUUCACAUCCCAGGACUCUUCGAGGAAGGUUUGGAAGGCUGGGAGUCGCGGUCGGUGAUAUCGGACAGAGCCCACAUCGUGUUUGAUUUCCAUCAGGCAGUGGAUGGUGUGCAGGAGCAGCAAGGUCAGAAGGUGGCCGGGAAAAAGUGAGUGUGCCGGACCACGCCUCGCUGAGACUGGAGGGAGGUGGGCCGUAUUUGCGGGGCGUAAGUGUUCAGAGGUGACCGGCCCAUCUUUGACCUGUUCUCAUCUCUCUCUCUGUCUCUCUCUCUCUCUGUCUCU
Chiloscyllium plagiosum (whitespotted bambooshark) is the source of this 567-nucleotide messenger RNA. The record is from RefSeq and is a predicted model, not a curated record. Lineage: Eukaryota; Metazoa; Chordata; Chondrichthyes; Orectolobiformes; Hemiscylliidae.